AUGGUUAAUCAUUCAAAUAUCAAGAAAACUUAUGGAUAUUUUUGGAUUUUUGGUUUUGUAAAUAAUGUCCUAUAUGUGGUUAUAUUAUCAGCCGCUGUAGAUAUAGUUGGCCCAAGUUUACCGAAAUCAUUGGUACUAUUGGCUGACAUACUUCCAUCCUUCUUAAUUAAACUCACAUCUCCAUUUUUCAUCCAUAAGAUAAAAUAUUCAUAUAGAGUGAUUUCAUUAAUAUUUAUGAGUUUGAUUGGAAUGAUUUUUGUUUCCAAUUCUUCCCUUAUGAUUAGUUUACUAGGGAUUACAAUUGCAUCUAUAUCUUCAGGUUUUGGUGAAGUAACUUUCCUUCAAUUGACUAACUAUUAUAAGGAAGAAAGUUUGGACGGUUGGUCUUCAGGUACAGGAGGUGCAGGUUUAAUCGGUAGUGGGAUUUAUAUGUUACUAACUUCUAUUCUGCAUUUUCCUGUAAGAAUUUCAUUAUUAUUAUUUAGUGUGUUGCCAAUAAGUUUCUUAUUAUAUUUUCAAUUAACAGAGGCUGAAAUUACUUAUACACCUAUUUAUCAAAAUCAAGAGAGCGGGUCUGCAUCUUCUUUACACCAUAUCCAGCCUGUCACAGAGACAGAAUUUAUGGCCGUUGCUGAAACCCAUGAUAGUGAUGUAUUAAAAGCUUUGUUGGAUUCUUCAUCAUUUAUACAAUUAAAGGAGCAUGUCAGGAAUAUAUUCAAUAAAUUGCAUGCUUUGUUCAUUCCUUACAUGUUACCUUUAACGUCAGUAUAUUUAUUUGAAUAUUUGAUUAAUCAGGCAGUUUCGCCAACGCUAUUAUUCCCAAUAGAUGAUGAACAUAAAUUCCCUCUAUUUCAUAAAUAUCGUGACAUAUAUGUCACUUACGGUUCUAUUUACCAAUUAGGCGUAUUUAUUUCAAGAUCAACAUCCAGUUAUAUUAGACUAAAGAACUUGUGGUUACUGGCGAUAUUGCAAUCGAUUAAUUUUAUACUAGUAAUCCUACAAUCAUGGUAUUUUUUCAUUAAAUCACCAAUCCCAAUAUUCAUUUUGAUAUUAUAUGAAGGUUUACUUGGUGGUGCAUCUUAUGUAAAUACAUUUUUAAACAUUUUAGAAGAUGUGGAUGAUGACAAUAAGGAAUUCGCAUUGGGUGCAGUAUCAAUAGCCGACUCAUUGGGAAUAUUAAUUGCAGCUCUAAUAGGAUUAAAUUUGGAGCCAACUUUAUGCAAGCAUCAAAUCAGAGACAAUAGACCUUGGUGUGAAAUGCAAUAG
This is a messenger RNA of Vanderwaltozyma polyspora DSM 70294, 1266 nucleotides long. It is a transcript of the gene YHC3, whose product is annotated as amino acid transporter YHC3. Gene Ontology annotation, cellular component: vacuole; membrane. The transcript has a single exon. Gene Ontology annotation, biological process: regulation of intracellular pH. The record is from RefSeq and is a predicted model, not a curated record. The coding region runs from base 1 to 1266 and encodes 421 amino acids. Lineage: Eukaryota; Fungi; Ascomycota; Saccharomycetes; Saccharomycetales; Saccharomycetaceae.